This is a messenger RNA of Apodemus sylvaticus (European woodmouse), 969 nucleotides long. RefSeq names its product mas-related G-protein coupled receptor member B2-like. The record is from RefSeq and is a predicted model, not a curated record. Gene Ontology annotation, molecular function: G protein-coupled receptor activity. Gene Ontology annotation, biological process: G protein-coupled receptor signaling pathway. Gene Ontology annotation, cellular component: membrane. Lineage: Eukaryota; Metazoa; Chordata; Mammalia; Rodentia; Muridae. The coding region runs from base 1 to 969 and encodes 322 amino acids. The transcript is spliced from 2 exons.
AUGGAGGGCAGGAACAGUAUUGGAGAUUUCCUAAGCAAGGAUCUAAGCAUCUCAACUUUGGAAACUAACUUCAGAGCAUCUAAUGAACCCAAUGAUACUUCAGAUUGUGAUAUCAAAUUCCAAACCAUGAUUUUGCUUUCCCUCAUCAUUUCCCUGUUUGGGAUGGUACUAAAUGCCAUAGUUUUGUGGUUUCUGGGCUUCCAGAUAUACAAGAAUGCCUUCUUUGUCUAUAUCUUCAACCUUGCUGUGGCUGACAUUUUCUUCCUGCUCUCUCAGUUUGUAUUUUGUGUUCUUGUUAUCAUUUACAACAUCGAUUCCAUUUCCCAUGAUAUCCUAUCAUUUUUAAUUUUUGUGCCAACAUUUCCAUAUCUUUCAAGCCUGAGCAUUCUUACAACCAUUAGCAUUGAAUGCUGCCUGUCUGUCAUGUGGCCCAUCUGGUAUCGCUGUCAACGUCCAAGACACACAUCAGCUGUCAUCUGUGUCUUACUUUGGGCUCUGUCCCUGAUGACUGCGUUUCUGGACCAGAAAGCAUGUUUUUUACAGUUUUCUGAUCCUCACUCCAUUUGGUGUAACACAUUUGAUAUCAUACUUACUGUAUGGACAAUUGUCUUAUUUGUGGUUCUCUGUGGGUCCAGCCUCAUCCUACUUGUCAGGAUCUUCUGUGGCUCCCAGCGGAUCCCUAUGACCAGGCUGUAUGUGACCAUUGAACUCACAGUGCUAUUCUUCCUGAUAUUUGGUCUUCCCUUUGGGAUAUACUGGUUCCUUGACUUGAUUAAGAGACAUUGUGAUUUUUAUGAUGAAAUAAUAUUUCUAUCCUGUAUUAACAGCUCUGUCAACCCCAUCAUUUACUUUCUUGUUGGCUCCAUUACACACCGUAGUAGAUGCAAGAUGAAGACUCUCAAGCUAUUUCUGGAGAGAGCCAUGCAAGACACUCCUGAGGAAGAUGAAGGUGUUGAGAGCAGUUCUUAA